AUGGAGAUGGAGAGGAUAGUCCUGCCCCCCAGGGGGCCUCUGGAGUUACCCCUCUCCAUUCUGGAGGUUGGAUGUGCCGGCCGUUUUGAGCUCAUCACCCAAGAGGAAGGGCCUCAUGGAGACAGAUUCCCGCUAACCACGCUGCCUCACGGGUUGCCCCCUCACGCUGAGGAUCUGGCCUCUGAACUGGAGCAGCGCUUCCUCAGCAGCCCGGACUGGCUUCCCAUCCACCACUUCGAAAGGUCUCACAGGUUCUGGCCCCGCGAGAAAGACAUCCAGUCGCUCUUUGAGGUGGACGUCACCCCCGUGCAUUCGACGCUUCAGGCUGAGCGCAACCCCACCACAGGAGAGCUGCUGGGCUUCAGAGAGGCACUUGUGGACAACAUGGGCUUGUCGGCCAAAAAUUCUCUUUCCUUCCAACGAGCACCCGGCCCCCCAGUCGAGGCUCUCCGAGGCAGCGCUACCAAUUACCCCUUCUGGCCAGGUGGGAUGGAUGAACCCAGCCUUGAACAGAUCAAGACUCAAGAAGACCAGGAAGAGGACAUCGAUUUUGAGAACGAUUUGCUGACGGUCCCACCAGGCUGGAAGAAGGGAGUGGAGUUCACCAGACAAGAGCUCAAGGCCUCCCCAGGGUUGCUGAACUUGACCCACCUGCUGGGGGCCCUGGACACCUUUGAGCUGGGAGCCUCCAGCGACGAAGAAGAGAAGGAGAAGGCCGAGGAAGGGAGGAAGAGGAUGAAGAAGGGGAAAGGGGCGAAGGCAGAGGAGGCGCCCCCGGCAGAACCUGCGCCGCUGCAGAGGGCAAACAGCCUGGAGGAGCUGGUGCUUAAGGAGGUGACGCCCGCCCCUAAAUCAGCCCCACAGGCCGCCCCGGCCCCUGCUGCAGCUUCCGAGCCCCCCAAAGAGCAGUGGGCCAUCCCAGUGGACAUCAGCUCUCCCGUGGACGACUUCUACAAGCGAAUUCCUGAUCCAGCUUUCAAGUGGCCUUUUGAGCCAGACGUUUUCCAGAAGCAGGCGAUUCUCCACUUGGAGAAGCACGACUCCGUGUUUGUCGCUGCCCACACCUCUGCCGGAAAGACCGUGGUGGCGGAAUACGCCAUUGCUCUGUCCCAGAAGCACAUGACACGCACCAUCUACACUUCUCCAAUCAAAGCUCUUUCCAACCAGAAGUUUCGGGAUUUCAAGAACACCUUUGGGGACGUGGGGUUGUUGACGGGGGACGUUCAGCUCCAUCCGGAUGCCUCGUGCCUCAUCAUGACGACGGAGAUCCUUCGGUCAAUGCUCUAUAAUGGCUCAGAUGUCCUCAGAGACUUGGAGUGGGUGAUCUUUGACGAGGUGCAUUACAUCAACGACUCAGAGCGUGGGGUUGUCUGGGAGGAGGUUCUCAUCAUGCUGCCAGACCACGUGAACAUAAUUUUGCUGAGUGCCACCGUCCCCAACACCUUGGAGUUUGCUGACUGGAUAGGGAGGAUCAAGAGAAAGAAAAUCUACGUGAUCAGCACCCUGAAGCGCCCCGUCCCGCUGGAACAUUACCUGUACACAGGCAACAGCCAGAAAACGCAGAACGAGCUCUUCCUGCUGGUCGACGCCCGCGGCACGUUCCUGACCAAGGGGUAUUACGAUGCUGUGGAUGCCAAGAAGGAACGGGCCAGCAAGCAUUCCCAGACCUUCGGGGCCAAGCAGCCCAUGCACCCAGGGGCUGGGGCAGGCCAGGACAAGAACAUCUGGCUCUCCCUCAUCGACAUGCUGCGCAAGAAGGACCAGCUGCCCGUGGUGGCCUUCACCUUCUCCCGCAACCGCUGCGACGACAACGCCUCCAUGCUCACCACCGUCAACCUGACCACGACGAACGAGAAGAGCGAGAUCCACGUCUUCUUCCAGAAGUGCAUCUCCCGCCUGAAGGGCACAGACCGCCAGCUGCCUCAGGUCCUUCAUAUGGUGGAUCUCUUGAAGCGAGGCAUUGGGGUGCAUCACAGCGGCAUCCUGCCCAUCCUAAAGGAAGUGGUGGAGAUGCUGUUCAGCAAAGGCCUUGUCAAGAUCCUCUUUGCCACUGAGACUUUCGCCAUGGGAGUGAACAUGCCGGCAAGGACAGUGGUCUUUGAUUCGAUCCGCAAACACGACGGCACAAACUUCCGGGAUCUGGUGCCAGCUGAGUACAUCCAGAUGGCAGGCCGAGCUGGACGCCGAGGUCUCGACACCACGGGGAUGGUGAUCAUCUUGUGCAAAAACCAAGCACCUGAGAUGGCUGAUCUUCACCGGAUGAUGUUGGGCAAACCCACCCAGCUGCAGUCCCAGUUCCGCCUCACCUACACCAUGAUCCUCAACCUGCUGAGAGUAGAAGCCCUUCGCGUGGAGGACAUGAUGAAGAGGAGCUUCUCCGAGUUCCACACCCGGAAGGACAGCAAGGUCCACGAACACAGGAUUGCCCAGCUGAGCUGCGUCUUGGCCAACAUGGAAGCCUCAGAUCUGUCGGGACAGCUUGGCGACUUAGAGGAGUAUUAUCACGUGGUCCGAGAGCUACAGGAGACCCGGGAACUCAUACAGAGGCGAGUCAUGGAGUCAAUGAACGGACUGAAGGCCCUUUCCGUGGGACGGGUGAUCGUGGUGAAAAAUCAAGAGCACCGAAAUGCCCUGGGGGUGAUCUUGCAGGUUUCCUCUGACGCGGCCAACCGAGCCUUCAGCACUUUGGUGAUGUGCGAGAAAAAACUGUCAGAGGGGGACACAGCUGCUUGCAAGGAGGCCAGUCUCCCUUCCCCUCCAGAGGUGCCUCUUCUUGAUGACCUUCUGCACACCAAGCUCUUCCUUCCAGAGGGCCCUUGCGGACAUACUAUAAAGAAACUGGGCCCAUCAGACAUUUUCGGUAUCACAAACAAAACUCUGCGGGUCAAUGCUGAGCGCAUCCUGGAAGAUUUCAAGAAGCGCCAGAUGCCCAGGUUCAGGAACGAUCCCCCUGGGCCUUCAGCUGCCACAGCCACCCAGGAACUGCUGCGCUUGGCCGAGGGCUCCCCCGAGGGCCUCCCCCUCUUGGAUCCUGUGAACGACCUUCAGCUGAAGGACCUGGAGGUGGUGGAAGGGGUGGUGAAGGCACGUGGCCUGGAGGAAGCGCUGCUGGGGUUCCAGUGCGUGCACAGCCCCCACUUCCACACGGAGUUUGUGCGAUUCAGGGAGCGCCAGCAGGUGUUGGAGGAGCUGGAACAGCUGCGCUUCCUGCUCUCUGACCAGUCCCUCCUGCUGCUGCCAGAGUAUCACCAGCGGGUCCAGGUCCUGCGCUCCCUGGGCUACAUCAACGAAGGCGGUGCUGUGGAGCUGAAAGGCAGUGUGGCCCGCCAGAUCAGCAACCACGAGCUGCUGCUCACCCAGCUGCUGCUGGACAACGCCCUGACGGACCUGCGGCCCGAGGAGAUCGUGGCCUUGCUAAGCUGCACCGUCUGCCAGGUCCGCACCAGGGUGGAGCCCCAGCUGCCCUCCGUCCUGCAAAAGGGCAUAGAGCACAUCCGGUCGGUGGCCGAGGAGAUUGCCCUGCUGCAGCGCAAGUGCGGCCUCCAGGAGUCAGUGGAGGACUUUGUGGAGCAGUACAAAUUUGGGCUGGUGGAGGUGGUCUACGAAUGGGCCCGCGGCAUGCCAUUUGCUGAGAUUGCCCGCCUGACAGACGUGCAGGAAGGGAUCAUCGUCCGCUGCAUCCAGCGCCUGGACGAGACCUGCCGAGAGAUGCGCAACGCAGCCCGCGUCACCGGGGAGCCGACGCUCCACGCCAAGAUGGAGGCCGCCUCCAACAUGAUCAAGAGGGACAUCGUCUUUGCUGCCAGCCUCUACACCCAGUGAGGGAGGGGGGAGCACCUUCGGCUCUUCCCACCCCCCUCAAAAUGCAGCUCUCUGUUCCUGAUGUCUGAAAAGUUGUAAUGCGUCUUGCAGGUAUAUGCAAUAAAAUAUUAUUUUUUGCUGA
This is a messenger RNA of Podarcis muralis (Common wall lizard), 3943 nucleotides long. It is a transcript of the gene SKIC2, whose product is annotated as SKI2 subunit of superkiller complex. Gene Ontology annotation, biological process: nuclear-transcribed mRNA catabolic process, 3'-5' exonucleolytic nonsense-mediated decay. Gene Ontology annotation, molecular function: RNA binding; ATP binding; RNA helicase activity. Lineage: Eukaryota; Metazoa; Chordata; Lepidosauria; Squamata; Lacertidae. The record is from RefSeq and is a predicted model, not a curated record. Gene Ontology annotation, cellular component: Ski complex.